This is a messenger RNA of Prorocentrum cordatum, 1616 nucleotides long. NCBI's taxonomy places the organism in Eukaryota, Dinophyceae, Prorocentrales, Prorocentraceae. The record is from the annotation of a GenBank genome assembly.
GCUGAAGCCGUUUUGGUCUGCAGUGCCCCAGUGCGAAGUUGCCCAUCUUACUAAUUACUACCCACCACUUACUACCGAUGCCCAAGCAGACGCCUAAGAAGCCAGCCGGAGUCAAGGCAAAGCAGGCUGUGCCCUCUUGGGCCCUCAAGUUUGGGGCCUCGACACUUGUUACCGGUGCGGUCAUCUAUCUGUCGGUGCUCGUGUCGCCGCAGGAGAGCAAGGUGACCGUGCUGAACGACAAGUCGUUCCACAAGUUUCUGGCUGAGCACAAGGACGGCGCGCUGGUCGAGUUCUCCAAGAAGGGGUGCACCUUCUGCACCAAGCUCGCUCCCGCCUACGAGGGAGCGGCGAGGCGAUCGGCCGACGAGGGUGGCCCCGCGUUCGCGAUCGUGGAUUCGGAGGCGUCGCCCAAGGUCAUCGAGGCGCUCGGCAUAGACAAGUACCCCAUGGUGUACUGGUUCUGGGGGGGCGAGAACACUUUGGAGCUCGAGCGCGCCGCCGAGAAGACCGCCGACGACAUCGUCGACUUCGUGAAGUGGGCGCAGUCGCCGGCCCUCCAGCUGCUGGACACGCGGGCGGAGAUGGAGGAGGGGCUGCCACUGUUCCGACAGUCGCUGGCCAAGGACCACAAGCUCAUCGUGGCCUACAAUCGCACCGACUCCCCUCUGCUCCACGACGUGUUCGAGUAUGCAGCUCAGAAACACCGGGCGUCGCACAUCCUUUUCCUGUUCGUCCGCGAAGCCGCCGCGGACGGGGCGCUCGCCAGGGCUUACGGGCAGAAUGAGUCACUGGACGCGGAGCUCUCGGAGUGGAAGGGCCGCGACGAUGUCCUGAGCUGGGUCAAGAUUCAGGUGGACGAGGUUGCCCUCAAGGGCCUGGAGAAGAAGAUCGAGGUUAACAAGGCGAAGCUGGCGGAGUUGAAGAGGGAGGAGGAGGAGAAGGCCAGCGCGACCUCGGAGCUGUAGCGCGCCGCUCGGUUCGCUAGUCGGCGCUGCGCCGCCCUCUGCGCAUGCCCCAGCUGUAAUGAUCUCUUACUCUUUCCCCUCUUCCUUCUUGCCUAACCUUCCCUUUCCACAUGAGCGACGGAAAACAACGGGGUCGACCGCGCGGAUAUUCGUGCCUAGGUUUCCCGUGUGAGCUCUCACAUAAGCACCCUCUUCUCUACGCGUUGUGCCACGCUGGCGGUCCGCGUGAGUUGCGGCAUAAGGUUGCCAUGCAAUCAUGCGCAAGAUCUGUUUUUUUCAGUCGCCAACCUGGAGCUGCUGGGGAUUUUCCUGACGGCUUGUUUGAAAAGCGCGCCGCGCGUCGCGUCGCGGCCUCACCGCCGAGCGCCCGGGCCCGCGGAUGACGCGCGCGCCCUCCUGCGCGCGCGCACAUGACGCGCGCGCACCUGCGGCGCGCACGGCGGCGAAGUGGCCCGACGGUGUGGGGUUGCCGCCUGGGGGGACCUGUGACGGAGUCAGGUGCUCCCAGGCGAAGUCUUUCUCGUAGGUUGUAGAUGCUCAGGGCCGCCGAGGGGGGGGGCAGGUUUGGAGGGUUUCUCCGAAGGGCAUAGGCGACCCGUCCUCCUCCUCCUCCUCCUCCUCCUCCUCCUCCUCCUCCUUCUCCUCCUCCUC